GUGCGCUACCUGGAACAGCAGAACAAAAUGCUGGAGACCAAGUGGGAGCUGCUGCAGGACCAGAGGCCGGAGCGCUCCAACAUUGAGCCCAUGUUCGAGGCCUACAUGGCCAACCUGCGGAGGCAGCUGGACGUGGUCAACAACGAUAAGUUCAAGCUGGACGGGGAGUUGAGGAACAUGCAGAGCCUGGUGGAGGACUUCAAGCACAAGUACGAGGAUGAGAUCAACAAGAGGAACAACCUUGAGAAUGAAUUUGUGAUCCUGAAAAAGGACGUGGACUCUGCCUACCUGGUGAAGGCAGACCUGGAGGAUAAAGUCGGAGCUCUCACAGAUGAGAUCAACUUUCUACGCAGCAUUUAUGAGGAGGAGCUGCGUGAGGUCCAGAGUAGCAUCAGGGACACCUCGGUCAUCGUGCAGAUGGACAACUCACGCCACCUCGACAUGGACCAGAUAGUGGCGGACGUCAAGGCCCAGUAUGAGGAUAUUGCAUCCAAGAGCAGAGAUGAGGCUGAGUCCUGGUACAAGAGUAAGUUUGAACUGAUGGCCAAACAAGCCAACCAGUAUGGAGACAAUCUGCGUAACACUAAAGGAGAGAUUGCUGAGCUGAACCGCGUGAUCGGCCGGGUGCGGAAUGAGAUCGAGUCUAUCAAAGGACAGCGUGCCAACCUGGAAAACCAGAUAGGAGAGGCAGAGGAACGUGGCGAGAUGGCGGUGAAGGAUGCCAAGGCUCGUAUCAGAGACCUGGAGGAUGCCCUCCAGCGUGCCAAGCAGGAUAUGGCACGGCAGGUGUGCGAGUACCAGGACCUCAUGAACGUCAAGCUGGCGCUGGACAUCGAGAUCGCCACCUACAGGAAGCUGCUGGAAGGAGAGGAGAGCAGAAUCGGCCAGAAUACCACCCUGAGCAUCCACUCUGUCCCCAACACACAUUACAACACCAAAGCUGUGAAUGGAAGCAGCUCUCCCAGCCCAAAGCUCCUCAUUAAGACCACGGAGCUACGCGACAGCAUCAGAUACAGCUCCUACUGAGACACUGCUCAGACACCCACCGUGGUCCUAGCCCUGCAGUCGUUCUUGGGAAACCCCACCACUGGGCCUCCUCAAUCCCCCCUGCUCUGCAUACCACAUGUGCUAGACUGUACUCAUUCACCUCAGAUACUUUCGAUUGCAGAUCUGAAAAUCUGCUGCUAUGGUUUGGAGUAGAUACAAAAAAAUACAUAGAUACCUUUAUUUUAUCGUAUUAAUCAGAGAUGGCAUAUUGCAUGGCAAAAUAAAUGUAGAUGUCACCAUAUUGACCAAUGGUAUAGAGACCAUUAUGGUGCUGGGAGGGGCCUUUAACUUGUUUCAAAUGCUUGUAUUACUGCUUGUACCAUUGACAGCUAUUUGUGUCCUGUAACCUGACUAACAGAAUAGCCUGUAAGAGUACAACUGGAUCCCAUCUUUCUAUUACUUUAUGACAAAAAGGAUGAACAUAUAUAUAUAUAUAUGACUAAUUGCAUUUGUGAGUUCAGUAAGUAUAUUUGAAAAUAAUUUUGUCUUACUC
Molecule: messenger RNA, 1540 nt
Organism: Clupea harengus (Atlantic herring)
Lineage: Eukaryota; Metazoa; Chordata; Actinopteri; Clupeiformes; Clupeidae
Product: keratin, type II cytoskeletal 8
Exons: 8
Coding region: 28-1026 (332 amino acids)
Biological process (GO): keratinization; intermediate filament organization
Cellular component (GO): keratin filament
Molecular function (GO): structural constituent of skin epidermis
Source: RefSeq, a predicted model, not a curated record